Messenger RNA from Penicillium salamii, 3075 nucleotides. The record is from the annotation of a GenBank genome assembly. NCBI's taxonomy places the organism in Eukaryota, Fungi, Ascomycota, Eurotiomycetes, Eurotiales, Aspergillaceae.
AUGGUAAGUCGCCGCGCCGAGGGUCGCAGCGGGAAGAUACUGACUGCAUCAGUCCUGCCCUUGCCUGAUGCCCCUGGUGGGCACCGGCUAGGGGUCAAUGGUCUCACCGUUGACCAUCAGAACUCCAUCCUAUACUCCGCGGGCCGCGACGGUGUCAUCUGUUCCUGGGACCUAGACUUCCCUCUCGCUCCCUCGUUCGCACCGUCCAACGGUCCGUCUACAGCUAACAAGCCCGGUCCAACCGGCUUCAAAACUCAGGUUCAAGCCCACAGUCAUUGGAUCAACGAUAUCGUCUUGGCACAGGAUAACUCCGCACUCGUCUCCGCCUCGUCCGACACGACUGUGCGACUCUGGCGCCCGCAUUCUGAGUCAAUCGAGGUACCCGAACGUAUCGGCAAACACACGGAUUAUGUCAAGGCCCUGGCUAGUCCAGGCAGCCACGCCAGUUGGGUGGCCUCAGGUGGUCUCGACCAAAAGGUUUACUUGUGGGAUCUCAACGGUGGAGGUGAAACACUAAGCAUCAAUGCCGGUGGCGAUGAUUCCACAGAUAAGGGGUCUGUCUACGCGCUAGGUGCCGUCUCGUCGGUGCUUGCCAGCGGCGGGCCUGAGAAUGUCGUGCGGGUCUGGGAUCCCAGGUCUGGGAAGCUGGUGACCAAAUUCGUGGGCCAUACCGACAACAUUCGUGACAUCUUAAUCAAUCAGACGGGCGAUACUAUUAUGACUGGGUCCUCUGACCAGACUAUCAAGAUCUGGUCGCUCACAGCGGGCCGGUGUAUGAAUACACUGACGAUGCACAAUGACAGCGUGUGGUCGCUUUAUUCCGACCACCCUGAUCUAUCUGUUUUCUAUUCCAGUGAUCGAUCCGGCUUGGUUGCUAAGACUGAUACACGAGGAUCGCCAGACCUGGAGCAGGGCACUUCUAUUGCCGCACUACAAGAGCACGAGGGUGUCGUUAAGGUCGUGGCGGCCGGAGACUACAUUUGGACCGCAACUCCAAAAUCCAGCAUCAACCGCUGGCGAGACGCAGAUACUACUCUUGAAAUCGAGGCGCCACCUGACCCAGCCCGCACGAUAGACUCUGCUGCCGCACCGGCAGAUCCGCCCAACGAGCAACCGAGGAAGAUCCCCUUCAAUGCAGUUUUGCAGCUGUCGGCAACAUCGAUCCUUGGGGGCUCGCGCAAAGCAAACACCUCGGAGCCUAACUUGGAGACCCUUGGCUUGACGAUUCCGGUUCAGUCAUUGCCUGAGGAAUCUAUUGAAGGCCAGCACGGCUUGAUCAAGUGUUUGAUGUUGAAUGAUCGGAGGCGCACACUUACUCAGGACUCGGCCGGGGAAGUUGUUCUCUGGGAUUUGCUCAAGUGUCUCCCUGUUCAAACCUUCGGCAAACGUCAUAUAGACGACGUUGCAUCUGAAAUAAACACCAUCGAUAGCAUCGCGCACUGGUGUGCGAUCGAUGUGCGCACAGGUAGAUUAUCCAUUAUUCUGGAGCCUAACCGUUGCUUCGAUGCGGAAGUCUAUGCGGACGAAACCGAUCUAUCCCCAUCUGACAUACCCGAGUUUAGAGAUGACCAAAGAAUCAAUCUCGGCAAAUGGAUCCUGCGUUGGUUGUUUGCUCCGGUUGUGGACGAGGAAGUCCGACAAGACAUUGAGUUCCGUCAAGCCGCCAUGGCAAAAGCAGAAGAACUCGCUCGCUCCAGCCAACAAAGUACGUCUGUGCCCAAUGAUGACAUUCCUCGCAGCGUUGGUAUUCCUAUCUCCAAUCCCCGUGGGACAUCCUUGCGUCCGGGAUCCGACUUCCCUGGAAGUCCAAGCACUGGGUUUGGGAUUAACAUCGGCACACCUUCAUCAAACUAUUUGAGCACAUCCAUGCAGAGCAACUCCCCGUUUCCCAUGUUCGAGCCGGAUACGCCCGAUGCCUCUGGUCCAGGAAAUUCUCAUCUUGAUGGUGGUCCAUCUUCCUUCUCGGAUAGAAGCGACUAUUUCUCAAACCGGCCUACACCCACACAGGCUCAACAGAAUGAGAAUGAUAAGAACCCUCUGUCACCGGUUGAUACAACUACAAACUCAGCUGUUCCCCAGUCCCCGGCAGAGCCUGACAAAGAAGAGCGGAAGAAGUCUUUAUUCGGGAAGAAGUUCCGAAUGGACUUCCCGAAGAAGCUCACUCGGACCUCUACUGACACCAAGCCUCAAAUAUUGGAAGAGAAGGCUGAAGAUACUGAAGUGUCUUCUAUUAAGGAAGAGAAGGUGUAUGAACCGAAUCUUUGUGGCGUAGUAGACCGGAUCCGCCAUGACUACGAAGACUUCUUGGCUUCUAAUGCAGAGCGAGAUUUGGAAACUUCCAUACUCCCUAGCGACGAAAGUGAAACACCUCGACUGAAUAUUCCCCCUCGGACUGCAGUGUUUAUCCAGGAAGAAACUGGGGACACUGCUGUUGCAUCUGACCUCUACAGGGGCAGUGUGGGCCACAUCAGCGAAGAUCUCGACAGGUUAAAGAAAUCGAUCCCACAUUGGCUUGGUGAACUUUUGUUGAAGAACCAAAUUCCUUUCAAGGACCAGGUCAAGAUCGCUUUCGUUCUGAAACCUUUUGAUGAUUCUUUGCCUCCUGUAGUCAAGCCCGAACCUACACCUCCUAACGGCGCACCACCAGGUAACUUAGCCAACAACAAUAACAAUGGCUCGCGUCUGAAUGCCAACCGCAUGCUUCGAGCGAAGAAGGUGCUUGCUUACGUUGCGGAACGGAUUGAUCCCGCUGAUCCAAACGAACCGGCGGAAUCUCUCAUGCCACCGGAAGAGUAUCUGGAGCUUUACUGCCAAAAGACGCUCUGUCCACCCAACAUGACGCUAGCAACAAUUCGGACGCAUCUCUGGCGCACCUCGGGAGACAUGGUUCUUUACUACAAGACGAAUGGCAAGAAAGAGAUUCACCCGCCCCCAUCCUUACUUGGUAUCGAUGAGAACAGUGUUUCUUUGAGUGAGCCUCAUGUCCCGAACGGUGAUGGUCAUGUCCCUGCUCCACCUGGAAGCAUCCACUCCAUGGCGAAUUCUGGAUCUGUUGCUGGAUCUGUUGCCACCUAG